This is a messenger RNA of Sardina pilchardus (European sardine), 5451 nucleotides long. RefSeq lists its product as uncharacterized. Lineage: Eukaryota; Metazoa; Chordata; Actinopteri; Clupeiformes; Clupeidae. Gene Ontology annotation, cellular component: nucleus. Gene Ontology annotation, molecular function: DNA-binding transcription factor activity, RNA polymerase II-specific; RNA polymerase II cis-regulatory region sequence-specific DNA binding. The transcript has 6 exons. Bases 112 to 3492 code for a protein of 1126 amino acids. Gene Ontology annotation, biological process: regulation of transcription by RNA polymerase II. The record is from RefSeq and is a predicted model, not a curated record.
GCGGCGUUGGUUUAGAUCUAGAUGGAAGCUCGUCGGAUCUUUUCCAAUUAAUCUCGCACAGUUGGUGAUGUUAGCAUUUUCGCUGGAGAAAGAAACAAGUUGACAGUCAACAUGUCGGGGUCAAAGCUGAAGGAGGAAGGCCUUGAUUUGAAGUCUGACUUCGCAAACAGCAUUCAGGAUCUACCCAAAAGCCAAGCUUCACCACUCAAAACCAAGAUGUUGCUCUCAGUUCAGUUUGAGAAAGUUCACAUACCAAGAAGUAUCAAUUCUGUCUACCCCGAGAUGGAUGAACUACUGAAAGACAAUCAUUUGAAAUGUUCCAUAUCAGGUCAAAUGUUUGACAAGCCCCUGCUUGGUAAAUCUGAAAAUGUGCAAGGGUGUGCUAUUGGCAAUGGUGUACUCGCAAUGCAGGAUGGAAUUAAGUCUUGUAUUGACGGGGGAUGUGAUCAAAACUCUGGAACUAUGAAUUCUGGACUUGAGUUAUCGACACAUGGCAGUGACAACAGAGGGCUGUGGAGCAUUGAAUCCUCGAGUUGUUUAGAUGUUGUGCCAAAUAGUGUGGGGAAGCUGACAUCACCCACCAGUGGUAGACGGCAGAAACGCAAAAUGGAAAUGGUUGUCAUGUCUGAUCCCUCAGAAGACCUUUACACAGUUGCCAGUCUUGAUUCCCAGCUGAGUGAUGAAAUGUUCAGAGGUGAGCAAACCAAUGGAUCAUCACAAUUCAAAAGCCCAAAUGUAAGAUUGUUGGAUACAUUUGCCUAUGUAUCCAGACCUGAAACUAAGCAAGUAAAGAGGAGUUCUGCAAUAUCCCAAAAUGCUGUAGUUGAGUGGGAACAGGAAAACAGGGAUGUGGUACUGAGACCAGAAACAUCUGACCAAAGUAAUGGACACGAAAAGAUGCAUGAUUUUGAUUCUGAGCAUUCCAGCAGCUCUUUGGAUAAUUAUGAUGAUGCCAAUGAUUUUAACUGGGAUCCUCAGAAAGAAUUCAUUAAGUUCUUGUGGAAUAAUCUUGAUGAUCAGGACCAAAAGAAGAAUGCAGAGGUUUCUGCCCACAUUGUGAGGAAACAGAGAGCAUCUAUGGAUACAGGGACCGUUUGCACAAAUGGUCUUGGUAUGAACUUUAUUGAAACAACACAGAAUGGCCAGCAUGACCUGACAGAUCCAAUUUACAUCAUGCCUCAGGAGAAAGAUUUGGGAACCACACAGGUAGUUAGAAGUAGAAAAUGUUACAAAAAACAUGUCAAAUGUGUUAAGGAGAGUAUUAAUGGCAAACGAGAGGAGACCGAACACACCAGCACAGGGUGUGAGCUUUCAGUUUUGAAAGAAGAGUUGUUAGAAUCUGGAUCUAAUGUUAAGCCUUUGGUUGUCCCCUGCACAAACUGUGACAUCACAUGUAAAGAUAGAACCCUAUUACAUAGGCACAUAAGGCAGCAUGGAGAACCAGUCACCCAAGCGCAGACACUGUCUAUAAUUUGCAGAGAGUGUGGAUGGUCUUGUCAUAAAUCUGCUUCCUUUCCACAGGAUGGGUCUAUCCACAAAGAGGAACUGAAAGAAAUGGUUUGCCCCAAAGUUUUGAAUGCUGAAAAUAAUACUGUCACUUUGACAGAUCCGAGAAACCCAGACACUGUAUCAAAAUCUUGGUCUUCUGGAAAUUCAGACAUCAUUGAAAGCAAUAAUCACCCUCCAUUACCUGGGCAGCACUGUCUUAGUACAUCAUCUUUACUAUUUCAAGAAUUGGAAAGCAGUCCCAGCAGAGGAAAAGGUAGUUCCUCAAACACAAAAAGAAUACCAGACUUGAUUGGAAAAGAAAAAGCUUUACAUAAUCAUAACAAAGGCCUCAAACCAAGACUUCAUACAUCAAUAAAUAUGCUAAUCCCUCAAAACAGAACUGAUCAAGCAAGGCAUGACUAUAGAUCAGAUACUCAAGAAAGAAGAACAAGUAGUUUUGCAAUUUUUUCUGAUUGUAAUGACCACUGUAAUAAAAACAUCAACAGUAAAGAAUGUGAAAACUAUGAACAGCAAAAUAAAGAUGUCUCUUGCCAUACUUCAGAUAAAACUUUCCUGCCACAGCUAAUGGAUAUUAUGGAUAGUACCUCUCAAUGGCAAGCUGACAUAAAGGAUAACCUGAACAUCGGCGGAACACUUAAAAAUAUUAAAAACCUAGAAAUAAAUAGCUCUCUGUCAAAAAAUAUUACCACUCAACUGCAUGAUAUGGAAAUUCAUGAUGGAUCUUUACACUUACCUGUCUGCAAUCACAGUCUACAAAAAGAAGAACUGAACAAUCUAUCUGUCAAGGAUUCACAAAAUUCUGUGUCUGAAAAUGUGAAGAUCAACGGUGAUGUCUCUUCAAUGUCAGAGCCUCUGUCUGAAUCUGAUUUUAGGGAAAAGCUUUGUCCUUACAGUCCAGCAAUGUUUGAAACAGGAGUCAGUCUUUCUGAUCAUACAAGAGGACAUCAAAAAAGGGUCCGGCUGACUACCCAUGCACAGCAUGUAAUUCCAUCUCAGGAAAUGACAUUUCUGGAUAUGCAUUCUAACUCCCACGGAAAGAUUACUUCAGUUCCUGCAGAAAGUAAAGAAGCUUCAGAACAGAUGGAGGAAGUGCAUACAGAAUCACCGACUGAAGUAACCUGCCCAUUAUGUGGGGUAAGGUUUGAUACGAAGAAGGGACUAUCCAAUCAUGUGCGAGGCCAUCUUAAGAGACUGGGAAAAGCAUACUCCACAGCCACCUUUCGAUCUCCACUUGACAUUUUAAAGCAGUUGAUGAGCAAUAGAAAAGAGUUUCAGAAAACUGUCCAGGCUUUCCAUAAGCGGCAAAUUACUUCUAAGAAUUACAGUAGGAAAGAUCCAUUUUUCUUAUCCAUUGAAUCAUUAAGAGAAAAUGAUCAGAAUUGUUGUGAAGUGCUAGUUGAAGGAGUUAAAAAUAAACAGUUUGAGGUUACAGAUUCAGGAAAAUGUUCCCCCUCAAGUGAUUUGAUAGGAAUGCUAAAAAAGCGAAAGUCACACCAAGUGAAGAAUCUCAAUCACACAGCAAGGAAAGCUCUCAAUUUACCACUGCAACAGACUGACUCCCUCUCAGGAAAGAAUUAUUUCAAUGGGAAGGUGUGUGAACAUUGUAAUGCAGCAUUUGAUAGUGGUGUAAGUCUGUCCAAUCACCUUCGGGCAUAUGAAAGACGAAAGAGAACUGCCCUGCGCUAUGGCAAAACAUACGACUGCAAACAAAGGAAGCAGAGGUCUGGGUCCAAGAAAAAAAUCUUUCCUCUACCCUACGCUACUGAGAAAAUGUAUCGACUCACAUGCAGAUUCUGUGAUUUGGUGUUCCAAGGCCCUUUAUCUGUUCAAGAGGACUGGAUCAAGCAUUUACAGAGACACAUCCUUAACACCAGUGUUCCUCAUACUGGGGCAUGCAUGGUUGAGGUGACAUCCUUGCCCAUGGGCCCUGUCAAUGAAAUGAGGACAGAAGGCUCAUUAAUUCUGAAUGAAGUAUUAACUUGAAGAUAAAAUCCCUACAUCCAAAAAGGCACAUAAUGUUUUGGUGUUGCAGCAGUGUUAUUUUCAUUGAUAACACUUUACUUUAGGGAACAUACUGUAUAUUGGCCAUUAAUACAUACAUGAGUGCCUUAAAAGGUUUGCAUUAAACACUGGCCUAAGAUUGAAAAUCAUUAACAGACAUUAUUAUACGGCUCUUCACAAUGCAAGUAGAACGCUCCAUUCACUUGAAUGGGAUUUCCCAACGUUCUACCGGUAAUUAAAUCUGUAUAAAUCACCGCUCCGAAGGUAUAAUGACCGCUGCCAAUGGCAACGGGUCCACUCCGCUAGUUGUAGCGGAAGCCACGAAACGGUAGCCAAGUCAUUGCUAAAGACACAUUGAGUUAAGUUUCUUUUCUCAUUUUGGCAAGUAGCUGUAUAAUAAGCGCGAUAAUGUAUAGCACGCCGGUCAUUAUCGGAAAAUAAUUCCCUUCAGGGCGAAGCAAAACCGUUCUUUUCAUCCUGUCGGGAAUUAUUUUCCAAUAAUGACCAGCGUUCUAUACAUUAUCCCUUACUUUUGUCUUGCUACAUCCUUGAAGUAAAUUGUAUAAAUAGUCUAAACAUAUACUUAGUGACAUACAAUAAAGAAUAAAAUAAAAACAUUAUAGCCAAUAGAUUGGUGAUCAAUGAUGCUUAAAGGUUGGGUAUGGAAUUUGCAAAACGGCCGGCAGAUUUUGAAAAAUCACAACCCAAAUGGUUCCUCCCUCCGAAGAACAUGGACGCGUCGCGCAUUAAUGCACGUCUGUACAGCACUAGUCUCCAUACAAUCGCUCACAUCAACCUCCCCAAGCAGGUUACUUAGCCAACUAGUUUUACAUUCUUUAAUCACCUCCAAAGGGUUAUAGGUAGGCUAAUAGUUCCACAAAUCCCCGAAGGCAGAUGAUUUUAUACAUUAUCGUAAAAGCACCAAUUGGCUAUCGCCCCUUUCUUUCGGAAUUCUAAAACAAUGAUGCUUUUUAAUACACCAAAAUAACAUUUGAUAAAUGAACCUUUUUUCAGUAGCCAUAGGUGUGUAUAUUUGAACAGAAUCUGGUUUGGUUCUUACCGGGGCUUUUACUUCCUGAAAUAUCCAAGUUUAGUGCUGGCCCGGUUGUUCGCGUAUUCCACUGGAGCUCCAAGCAGUUAAGUUUCGGUUUCAGGUUUACAACACUCUUCGAGUCACAGUAAAAUGUAUUUUUUGCUACAUAGCUUAUUUAUUGCGUGGGUGCUUGAGUUUCUGUAGGAAUCCGCUGUCUUAGUUUGUAUAGAAAUGAAGUGACACAUACAACAAGAGGGGAACAGAGAGGACGCAGUAGGCCUAGUUGGUUUCGUUUUAGGACUUGCUGUUGCUCGCAGCUCAACAGCUUUGAAUAUUUGCACGAAAGGCGCGCGGGGGAGGAGGAGGGUGAGGAGGAAGACCGUUAGAUUGACGAAUGAGCUGUGAAAUGAUGGUAGGGGGUCAAGAAUGUGAUUGGCUGGAGUUUUUCAAGCCCUGCCCGUUCCACAGAUGAUUGAUGUGUUUAAUUUCCAUUUCAGUGCUUCCAACUCAGUGGCUAUAAGUGGGUUAGGAAUAGGAUUUCAAAUGAUUUUGCAAAAAUGGCCAAAAAAGCGAAUUCCAUAUCCUACCUUUAAGGAACAUGUCAACUUGUUGAGCUUAUUUGCUAUCUACCCAAGAGUUACUGAAGAUGAUGCCACUAGCCUAGGUUAGCAUAAUUCAUUGAAGUGGGUGAAACCAACUGGCUCAUAGCUCCCAAAAGAGACCAAACAAACUCCCAAAAUUGUCUUAUUUAUUUUGCACCGUGGUAAUUAAGAUAGUGUAACAAUUACUGUUUUAAUUUUAAUUGUCACCAGCAACUGUUACAUCCCUUAUAUUUUGUCUGACUGUUUGUUUUACAGCACUUUGGUCAACUGUGGUUGUUUUUUAAAGUGCUAUAUAAAUAAAUUGAC